Punctularia strigosozonata HHB-11173 SS5 is the source of this 852-nucleotide messenger RNA. Its product is annotated as DER1-domain-containing protein. Lineage: Eukaryota; Fungi; Basidiomycota; Agaricomycetes; Corticiales; Punctulariaceae. Gene Ontology annotation, cellular component: endoplasmic reticulum membrane; Hrd1p ubiquitin ligase ERAD-L complex. The record is from RefSeq and is a predicted model, not a curated record. The transcript has 6 exons. Bases 1 to 771 code for a protein of 256 amino acids. Gene Ontology annotation, biological process: endoplasmic reticulum unfolded protein response. Gene Ontology annotation, molecular function: misfolded protein binding; ubiquitin-specific protease binding.
AUGGCUGCUCAAGGAGGCUUCUGGGCAGAGAUCCGAAAGAUUCCCCCUGUGACGCGAUUCCUCUGCGCAUCCUCGCUCGCUGUUUCUCUACCGGUUAUGGCACAAUUGGUCUCCCCAUGGAAGGUGGUCUACGUACAACAAUUGGUCACGAAGAAAUGGGAGAUAUGGAGACUUUGGUCGAGCUUCUUCUUAGGCAGCUCUGGCAUCAACUAUAUCUUCGACUUCGUGAUGUUAUAUCGAACGUCCGAUGGUAUCGAAUCCGCUAACUACGCCAGUCGCUCAGCGGAUUAUGCAUGGCAUCUCCUCCUUUCCGCUAUAUCCAUCAUUGCCCUCAACACUCCUCUGCACUCCUACACCCAUACCCGCCCCCUUCUCCUCUGUCUGACGUACCUCGCGUCGAGACUUGCGCCGCCGGGCGCCCAGACCUCUCUCAUGGGACUCAUCACAGUGCCUUACGCUUACUGGCCAUAUAUUAUGAUCGGCAUGGACUUUGCCAUGGGUGGUCCCGCCGCCGCUGCUAGCGCUGUUAGUGGUGCCAUCGUCGGCCACAUGUGGUGGUACGGCCUGUUCGAGACCCGGGUGCUCGAAGGCAUCGUUGGGCGCGCACCGGGGUGGCUAAGGUCCUUGGUGGGUGAUGGCAGCGCGCCUAAUGCCGGACCUGCCGGACCUGCGGGUGGGGUCCAUGUCAUCCCUCCGAGACAGGUGAGGCAAGCUACUGCUGGGACUGGGGGUCAUAACUGGGGUACCGGACACCGGCUCGGAACCGAUUGAGAGCAGACUCUGCUUCAAAGUCGAGCGUUUCUGCAUAUCGUUGAGUACUCCGUGUACAGUCCCAUAAUUCCAGAGUGCGCU